AAAAUGACGUUUGGAACCCGCAGUGCAGACAUGCGGGGUAUCAUCGAGAGCCUCUUUUCUCUGUUGUUUUCUUUCUGUCACAUUACACCCACGACUUCUUCCUUACACCAAGGACCUCAAUUCAAGUGUUGCAGCCAUGACUCAGACACUGCAGACGAAUGGGGUCCAGUCCCUCAGCAAGACUUGGGAACUAAGUCUCUAUGAACUACAGAGAACACCACAGGAGGCAAUAACAGACGGACUGGAGAUAGCUGUGUCACCCAGGUCCUUACACAGUGAACUUAUGUGUCCUAUCUGUCUGGACAUGUUGAAAAACACGAUGACAACCAAAGAAUGUCUGCACCGCUUCUGCGCUGAUUGUAUCAUCACAGCUUUGAGAUCUGGGAAUAAAGAGUGCCCUACCUGCCGUAAGAAGCUUGUUUCUAAGAGGUCACUCCGUCCUGACCCCAAUUUUGAUGCUCUGAUUAGUAAGAUUUAUCCCAGCCGAGAUGAGUAUGAAGCCCACCAGGAGAGAGUUUUGGCUCGCAUUAGCAAACACAACAAUCAGCAGGCUUUGUCCCACAGCAUAGAAGAGGGGCUGAAGAUACAGGCAAUGACCAGGCUACAGCGUGGCAAGAGGCACACAGUGGAAAACGGUAGCGGAGCUGAGGACAACGGAGACUCCUCUCACUGUAGCAAUGCGUCUGUCCACAGUAAUCAGGAGGCAGGACCGAGCAUUAAGCGCACCAAGACUAGUGAUGACAGCGGUUUGGACAUGGACAAUGCUGCUGAGAAUGGGGGAGGAGACUCUGUGAUUGAUGGAGGAGCCAGUGAAAUAGAGCUGGUGUUUAGGCCACACCCCACCCUGAUGGAGAAGGAUGAUGGUCAUAACAGUGUGGAGUUUGUUCCUCGCUACAUUAAGACCUCUGGUAACGCCACUGUGGAUCACCUGUCUAAAUACCUGGCAGUCCGGCUGGCUCUGGAGGAACUGAGAAGAAAUGCUGAGGCCAGUCCUGUUAACGUUGAAGCAGCAUCAGAGAAACAGUACACUAUCUACAUACCUACUGCUGGAAACCAGUUUACUGUUCUGAAUGGUUCCUUCUCCCUGGAGCUGGUCAGUGAAAAGUACUGGAAGGUCAACAAACCCAUGGAGCUCUACUUUGCCCCCACUAAAGAACACAAGUAAACAUACAUAAGAAUACAUAACUCCAUCCAUUUUUGCAUAAACAUACACACUUGUUGGAGGUGAACAGAUGGACAUGGAAACAGCUGUACACAAACACAAGCAGAAGAAUGUGUGUCUGACAGAGACCAGGGGGUUUGGGGAAAAUUUCAAAUGGACUCUCCUAUGAAUAGAAAAAAACAUUGUUGUUUUAUAUUUUGUGAAUCUUUGUCUCCUGUUAGACAGCAGCAGAUCAGUACAGCAUAUCACACCUCAAACAGCAAGUGUAGAGCUUUCCCAAAAAUGGGCUUCAUGCAUUGGUUGAAUUGGGAGAUUUAAAUGUUAAAGGAAAAAAAUUACUGCAAAUCUUUCCCCCUUAUAUUGUGAACUUUGUUUUCAGUGACACACAUGGCAGUGUUGGUAAUUUUUUCAUGUCUAUAAACAUAUUUGUCCAGAAGGUAGAGCAUAUUUCAUUAUGAAACUGCAGUUAAGAUCCAUGCCUGGAAAAGGAAGAAAAAACUGGUGAAGACACAAAUUCUGCUCAAUUAUCCAAAUACUCUGUUUCCAAAUUGUAUAUGUGCAUGCAAGAUGCAUGUUAGCUGUAUUUAAUGUCUGUACUUUGAAAAGAAGUACAGACAUUACUUCUGCAGUGUCUGUAUUUUUUUUUCUUUGGAAAAAGAAUUCUGAAUAUAUGCUACUUGAAGUCCCCUCUUAAAGACCUGCUUGACAAAAGAUUCUUAGGGAGAAUCUGUCUCAGGAGAUUAUUCCAUAACCAUAUUAUGAUUAAAAUGUUCAGAGUAAAAUUUAGAAUCUGAAAUGGGAUUAGUUAGAACCCAUGAAAACAAGUUGUUCCUCAAUUUUAAUAAUUGGGAUGUGAAAUUUAGGAUUUGAUUUUUGCUUGAGUUUGACUUUUCUAGAGGGAAAUUUAAAAGACACUAAAAAAAAUUCAAACAAGGUCUGCUGAAGCAAUGAUUUGGAGCUCCAUUGAUUUUGGUUUGCCUCUUUUGUUACAUGUUACUGUAAAGUUUGAGAAAUUCCAAAUGUGUGAGGUCUGACUUGAUAUUUAUCAUCUGGAAAGGCUGACUUGUUUGAGUGUCCUCCUUUCUGUUUUGCUGAUCUGUUGCCAUAGAAACAAACUGUCUUUUAAAUUUUGUGGCGGCUCAUCCUUUUUAUAAAUGUUUUGUAACAGAGAGGAAGCUGUGUGUAUUAUUCAAGGGGUGGGAUGGUUUGGGGAGUAUUUUUGUUAGACCACUACAGUAUUCAUUGUCCACAGAAAUUUCCACAACUUUUGUUGUUUGUUCAGCAGUUACACAGAAGGUUCUCACAGAGCAACAUUCUGUGUGAAAUAAAGGAUUUCCUUUUUCGAGGAAGUUCUUGAAAAAGAGAAUUUAGAAGAAUUCUAGUUUGUCAGAAAGCAAGGGACACAGGGACUUCUCCACUUAUCUAAGAACGAUCUAAAUUUAUUUUCUUUAUUUGCUCAAAGAAGGAAAUCUGGUUAUGACUUCAAUAAAUAAGAUCCAGCAGGGGGUCCAAGUCUGCUGGUCCAUAUAGGAAUCUGAACCACAAUCAAUUGCAACAGGAUGCGCCACAAUGCUUUCAAAAUGUCUGGCAAGUUGAGAGUUGAUCAUUUCAAUGAUUGUACCAUAAUUCAUGGAAUUAAUAGGUUACAAUAAUGCACGGGUACAAAAGUCCAUAAAAUGGAAGUGAAGGAACUUAAAUGAAAGAACAAAUUAGUGAAAUGGCAAAUUGACCCAGUUCCUUCCAGAACCAUGAGCAGGGAAGCACUGCAGUUUUGGGGAAACACUUUUUCAGCACAUUGGAAGGUAAUUUUGAAGAAUCUCUGCGCUGAUGCUAAAAUUAUCUGAGCACAAUGAAGGCACAUACAUUUCAAGUUAUACACUUAAAACAAUGCAGUUUCAUAAAUAAAGCAACAAGAUGUUGCUAGCUUGUAUUUUUAUUACUAAUACUAAUUUUGACUUGUCAAUCUAGGAAAACUUUUUUAGGCAACAUUUACGAGCAUAGAACUUUUUAUUUUUGAGUUAGUUGGGCUUGGAUAAAUGAAGCCCUCUUUGCUAUACCUUUCACAUUAAAGGACACCUGAAUUUUGUACGUAACCCAACAGUUCCCUUCACUGUAGAAUUUUAAAAUCAACAUAGCCUGUUUCUUGCAAAAAAUGUAUCUGGGUGGCUUUUCCUUUUCACAAAUGUCAGGAGAUAUUUACGAACAUCUCCCGAUAUUUAUGAGUGCUGGUCUGUUAAGACACAAAGUGUGAUGCGACAGUGAGUUUCUGAUAUCAGAACAGAUAUCAGAAAUAUAUUUGCGGAACAGAAAAUAUGUAAUAUUCUGUUUUUGAGCUUUCAGACUGAAGACUAAAAAGGAAGAUUUUUUUUCUCUGCUGGAAAAACUACUUGAAAGUGGAUCCUUACUGUGGAGAUUUUAUUUUCAUCCAUUAUUGUGCCAACUGUGAACCCGUGAGGGUUACCGCCCUCAUGAAAACUGUCUGUUGUGCUUUAUGAAAGAGAAAAUGUGCUUCAUUCUUGUUAGAUUUGUACCAGUGUGUCUGUGUGUGCAUCUGUACUGGUUCUUUUCUGGUUGAACAAUAAAAUCUCAUCUGUAUGUUUAACAUAAAACUUAAUGCUUACUGUCUAAGAGAAGGCAGAGACUGGUAGAUGGAUACAAAUCUGAGAUAUUCCACAUGUUGACUCAUUUUCUGAUUAAGGCUUAAAGCCAUCUUAACUAUAUUCCAAGUUAAGAUGGCUUUGUCAUCUUAACUUUUCCCUAACUAGUUAGAGAAAUGUUUGAUUCAAUACCAGUUUAAAGUUUGAACAGCCUCACAACAUUUCUGCUCAUUUCAUUCAUUAAAGGUUGUUCCAAGUU
This is a messenger RNA of Xiphophorus couchianus (Monterrey platyfish), 4018 nucleotides long. RefSeq names its product ring finger protein 2 (gene rnf2). The coding region runs from base 137 to 1165 and encodes 342 amino acids. Gene Ontology annotation, molecular function: chromatin binding; ubiquitin protein ligase activity. NCBI's taxonomy places the organism in Eukaryota, Metazoa, Chordata, Actinopteri, Cyprinodontiformes, Poeciliidae. The transcript has 9 exons. Gene Ontology annotation, cellular component: PcG protein complex; ubiquitin ligase complex. The record is from RefSeq and is a predicted model, not a curated record.